Molecule: messenger RNA, 2598 nt
Organism: Orussus abietinus
Lineage: Eukaryota; Metazoa; Arthropoda; Insecta; Hymenoptera; Orussidae
Product: zinc finger protein 341
Exons: 8
Coding region: 285-2219 (644 amino acids)
Source: RefSeq, a predicted model, not a curated record
UGUACGUUAGUCGUCCGCAUCCUUCAUUGGGGGCAGCACAGGACAUGAUCGCGUAACCCUGCCCGUGAGCAAUCUCCCAACUCAUCUCUGUCUUCCGUCUGUUUUCUUUUACCGUUCUUGACAUUCGUUAAUCAUGUCGGCAGUAUGCUGGUGAAUUGUUUCUUCCGUUCGAAACAUCGUCGGUUAAUAAAUGAGGAUAUUUUAGAAGCAUUUUAUCGUGAUCGAGUCGCGAACGGUAUUUGUCUUCUCCUCGAGCAAAAUGUUAGGUUAAGUCAUCGGUCACUAUGGCUCAGUAUAUGUUCGAUUCUCUAACAGGAGUCUCGCUCUACAGUCCUAUGGUGCAGUCUCUGUUGGAAUCUCAAACUCUGAUCACGGAAGUGGAACAGUCUGCCAUUGACCAGGAAGAAGAUGAUUUGUUUCAAUGUGGCAAGUGCAAGUGUCAAUUCACAUCUCUACAUAUGUUUGUACUACACAAACGGGAACACCUAAAAGUAUUGGAACAGACCGUCGAUCUCAGGCAGUAUUUGGUCAGUGAUGAAAGUCCGACAACCCAGAACUCUGACCAAAAUAUAACACAAUAUGAUCCCCAACAGCCGUUUGAUCCAGGGGAUCCUACCGGAGGAUCGAUCAUAGUCGAAGAAACGGACAUGUUGUUCAAUAUGGACCAAGAAAGUGCUAACUAUUUAACUCCUGAGUCAGGGUUUAACGUACCUAUCAUUUUAAACACAGAAAAUUUAGAACCCUUUGCAAAUUCCACUAUGAAAAUGGACAACGAUCUGUCCGAUGGAAAAACUGAUUAUGAUCCAAAUUUACAAAAUGAAGUCUCUCAGGAGAAAUCAGUAACUAGUACACCCCCCAGUACUGACUUGCAAGACGAUGCCUGCAAUACCAGUGACCAAGAAAGUAGUUUGAAUCAAACUCAAAAUUUAAAGGUGAUUCGACAUUUUCAACUCUUUUACAUUUUACAUCCAUACCUGUGUUAUUUAAAAUUCUUUUUAAGACCAUUUUUUAAUACUUCCUGUAACGCUAACCUUCAUUCCUUGAUUCAGUACAAGUGCAGCUACUGCAAGAAGCAGUUUUCAAAAAAGUUUUACUGGCAGCAGCACGAACGCUCGCAUACCGGAGAGAAGCCGUAUCAGUGUGUGGUGUGCGGUCGAGCGUUCGCCCAAAAGUCCAACGUGAAAAAGCACAUGUCUUCGCACAAAGUUUGGCCCGGGACUUCCAUCCACACGCUGCCCCCCGAGGCACCACCCGAUGGUAGCAUAGAUCGCACAUACCACUGCCAGUUCUGUAAGGAGAUCUUCGAUUCGUACAAGGCUCUCAAGGGCCACCUGAUAGUCUCUCACCUGACCCUGAAAGUGUAUAAGUGCGUGCAAACCAGUUGUAGCAUGAUGUUCUCCGAGUUGGACGACUUUCUUGAGCACACCCGCAGUCAUAAGCGAUCCGAGUACCGCUGUCAUGUUUGCGGUCAAGUUUUUGACACCCUCUCAGACCUCGGUCUCCACCAGUACACCCACUCUGUCCAAAAGCAGAAAACUACGGAGAAGUAUUACUGCUGCUCGGUCUGCAAGUCGUCUUUUUCUAACCUCGAAGCUCUUCAGCAUCACGUCGACACGACCACUCACGAUUACACGUGCACUCACUGUGGCAAAAGUUUCCUCAUCGAGAGGUUCUUGCGAAGGCAUUUAAAAACUCACGUUUCCUUAGCUCGCUUUGCUUGCGAAGAUUGUGGGAAAGCCUUCAAGACGGAACAGUAUCUGGCCAAUCACAAGCUGAUACACAGCGAAGAGACACCGUUUACAUGCCCAAGUUGUCCGGCAAGAUUCAAGAGGAAAGAUCGUCUUGGGCGACACAUGUUGAUCCAUGACUUGACGAAGAGGCUGAAAUGUCCUUUCAGAGGAUAUUUAGGAUGCAUGAGUGAAUUCUCGAGGCCGGACAAGUUGAAACGACAUCUCCUCACGCAUAGUAACAUUAAACGUUUUAGUUGUGGCCAUUGUAACAGGAACUUUCAUCGUGCCCAGGCUCUGAAACAUCACGAGAUCAAUAAGCACAGCGUCAAGUGCGAGAUUUGUUCACAUGCUUUCAAAACUAAGGAACAGCUGAUCACUCACAACUGCGAUCAGGUUGAAACGAAAAAGCACACGAGCUCUCAACUGCCCAGGAAAGCUUCGGGUACAUUUAAGCCAAAAAGGCCAGCACCAAAAAGGCAGAUAACAUAAGAAAUGAUUAUCAGUGAUAAGGAGAAAUCCCAGAAAUUAAAAUACAACAAACUGCCUCGGACGAUCAUGUCCGAUGUACCGAGAGCUAAUACUUCCAUACGGAGAUAAGUUACUUCACCUGGUAAACGACCUUACGAUUCAAGCUAUCACGAAUUCGAUACAACGCACCUGCGAAUAGAACGUCUAUGAGCAUAUAUUUUUAUCAAACGAUACUUAAUUUAUACGUAGAUUAUACUUUAAGUAGGCUGAGGAAACGCGAGUGCAAGAAUCGCAUUAUAUUAUAUAUAUUAACGUACGAUAUAUACAUAUACCUGUGUAGCUUACACAUCUGUGAUAAUUGUAUUAUAAAAUCGACGUAACUUAUACGUAUUUAACAUAU